Letharia columbiana is the source of this 363-nucleotide messenger RNA. RefSeq lists its product as uncharacterized. NCBI's taxonomy places the organism in Eukaryota, Fungi, Ascomycota, Lecanoromycetes, Lecanorales, Parmeliaceae. Bases 1 to 363 code for a protein of 120 amino acids. The transcript has a single exon. The record is from RefSeq and is a predicted model, not a curated record.
AUGGGCCCAGAAUGGAUAGUCGACCAACACGAUUUUACCUGUAUGCUACCAAUCGGCACGGCCGCCGCGGUUAUGCAAGACUUCUAUGAGGACCUCGCCGCGUACGCGGCCAUCACAUUGACUCCCGCUUCAUGUGGUUACCAAAUAUGGCUUGGACAGCUUUUACUAGAGGUUGUGGCGCCGCCUAGGGUCGUCGUCAGCUGGAUAAUCGUACAGCACUUUGCGUUGGAUAUGCUGAGGAUGACCAAGAGAGGUUACAUAAACACGUACCAGAUCAACUUUAUACACAGGCCCACAGGGAUGAUGGUGACGUUCAAUCUGUACAUGGGAUUGCUGAGGGCGGUGACGGGAGGCGGGUCAUAA